Messenger RNA from Solanum stenotomum, 1449 nucleotides. RefSeq lists its product as uncharacterized. The record is from RefSeq and is a predicted model, not a curated record. NCBI's taxonomy places the organism in Eukaryota, Viridiplantae, Streptophyta, Magnoliopsida, Solanales, Solanaceae. The transcript is spliced from 2 exons. The coding region runs from base 242 to 1369 and encodes 375 amino acids.
UCGAUCCGUCGGUGAUCAUUUUACAUGUACCCACAUGCUAGCAACUCACUAAUAUAAUUUCAUCAAACUAUACUAUAGUACUAUAUCUUUUUUGGUACCAUCCAAAUAUUCCAAUUCGUCCUCAUCUCCAACUAUAUGUCUCCAACCAAAACAAUUUAUUCCCCUAUGUUCCAAUUUUUGAUUUCGAGUUGGUAAGCUCCAUUCACUUUUCUCGAUUUUGUAAUUUGUGUGACCAAACAGUAUGUUAGAUCAAAGAAGAAGUUUCUCAUUCAGUUCCUUUGAUUUCAAUUCUUCAAAUAAUAGCGCUAGUCUCUUCUCUUCUUCAUCUUCUGAUGAUUUUUUUGCGAGUAAUUUCAUUAUGUAUGAUACGGAGGAUGAUGAUGGUGAUAAUGAUGAUGGAGCGUACAUUGAAAUAAACCUUGAUCCAUCGCGGUCUAUACAAAAAAAGGUUAGAGAGGAGAAGGAAUUUAAGAAUUCUAAUUCUUCAGAGGUGGAGUUGAGAAUAUCUUUUUCAUCAACUGGAAUUCCCCCAACUGAAACGACGACGACAACAACAUGUGGUACCACACAACAUGCACAGGGAACAACAAUAACAACAACGACGACGAUGAGUAAGCCUAGGAGGGGACGCCUUUUCGUAUCGUUGGCUCGCAUUGUAAAUGAGUUUGUAGCUGCAUCGUCCGUCAAGACAUCGAAUUCAGUUAAAGCAAUAGAAGCUAAUAAUAAUGUUGCCCAUGAAAAUCGACCUGCUCAUGUUCUGCCCCUCUCUAAAUCUGACUGCGCGGAGAUGAUACGGACCAGGAAAGAUUGCACGAUGGUUCCUUCAAAGAACAAUGGCAUUAUGAACUUUAUAGUAAAAUUGAAGUACAAAAAUAUUCCAUCAAUGUUAAUUUCCAUGGUAACACCCAAACCCAAAAACGGACAAAUCCGCGCUAGACAACCCUUGCUACAACGAGGGCGUAGUAGCACCUGCCGGGGCAGGGAUCCAAUGAACAACAACAACAACGAUCUGAUGAAACUAAAAACUCGCAACCAUUCAGAUCUUAAUCAUCAAGAUGUCAACCACGACAAAUCAACAUCAUCAGUCGCGGGGAUAAUAAACUUUAAAACAAUGAGAGGAGUAUUAGACGCUCUUAUUGUCAAAACUAGUCGUUAUUGCACGAGUGCAACAACAGGAGGGGGAUUAUUAUCUGGCAAUAAGCACAAUAACAGUAAAAGUUGUCCGAGUUCUAUCAAGUCGUCACCAAUGCAUAACAUCGUCUGUGAUGACGACGUUAGAAAAUACUCGAGGGAUAAUUCUGUUCAGGCAGCCAUUGCUCAUUGUAAGAAAUCAUUUGGAACACAAGCUGAAUUUGAUUUUCAUAUUUGACAGUGUUCUCGAUCUUAAUUGAGAUGAUUUUUGUAUAUAUAUAUAAUAAAAGGUUGAGUAAGGGUCCAUAUUGGCCAAUG